CUUCUCCCUCACGGGAAUUUAUGCUUUUAUUUUGUUUCCCUUUCAUGUCUGGGUCAACAAGACAACUUAUUUGUACGCAGCAGAGUGAUAAAAACCACAUUUUUAGCAGCAUUUUUCUGGAUAAUUUCAGAAUAUUCCUUUUCAUUACAAAAAAAACUGUUCUCAUGUCCUGCAUUUGUAAUCCUUCGCCUUGCAGAACGAAUCCGCUGGACUGGUGCCUUCCUAUUGAGACGCAAGAAGCAUAGACACAAGCCUGCAUCUGAGCGCCACAACACCAGCUGCUAUCAUUAAAAAACAACACGGACACACUUUUGAAUCCGGUGGGUUACAAAUCGUGGAGGAUUUUUCCGAGAAGUUGCAUGUGUAGGAGUACACUCGACCGGGACAGAAGGAAUGGGACACCCGGGCAGAGGAUGGACGCUCCUGGUUUGGGUCGCCGCUGUCAGCCUGGUGCUCGCAGACGGACGGAGAGUGAGGCAGCCCAGAUGCCCCGCUGGAUGUACCUGCACCAAGGACAAUGCCCUGUGUGAGAAUGUCCGAUCCGUGCCUCACACUUUCCCAGCGGACGUCGUGUCACUAUCUUUUGUCAAGUCUGGUUUUAAUGAAAUAGUAGGAGGAAGCUUUGUUCACACCCCUGCCCUGCAACUACUACUGUUCACAGCAAAUACAUUCGACCUAAUAGAUGAGGAUGCAUUCCUGGGUUUACCACAUUUGGAAUAUCUAUUUAUCGAAAACAACAAAAUCACAUCAAUAUCCCCAUUUGCUUUCCGGGGCCUGAAAACGCUGAUACAUCUGAGUCUGGCUUACAACAACCUUGAGACGCUGCCCAAGGAUGUCUUCAAGGGGAUGGAUGCUCUCACCAAAGUGGAUCUACGUGGCAACAGCUUGAUAUGUGACUGCAAGCUCAAGUGGUUGGUGGAGUGGAUGCACCACACUAAUGCCACCCUGGACCAGAUCUACUGCAGCGGUCCCCCCAUUUACCAGGGGAAGAAGCUCAAUGACCUGCUGCCACACUCUUUUGACUGCAUCACAGCAGAGUUUGCCUCUUAUCAGUCCCUGAAGUUUGAGUCCAUUUCAGUGGGGGCCUUCACCUUUGGGGAUGACCAGUAUGUUGUGUUUGCCCAACCAUUUGCUGGAACGUGCAGCUUCCUGGAAUGGGAUCACGUCGAAAUGACCUUCAGGACUUACGACACCAUUGAAAGCACCUCCACUGUGGUCUGCAAGCCCAUGGUGAUUGACAACCACCUCUUUGUCAUCGUGGCCCAGCUGUUUGGGGGCUCACACAUUUAUAAACGUGACACUUCGGCCAACAAGUUCAUCAAGAUCCAGGACAUCGACAUCCUGAAGAUUCGAAAACCUAACGACAUCGAGACGUUCUUGAUCGACGGAGAGUCUUUCUUCGUCAUCGCUGACAGCUCUAAGGCCGGCUCCACAACAGUAUACAAAUGGAACGGCAAUGGCUUCUACUCCCACCAGUCACUCCACCCCUGGUUUCGGGACACAGACGUUGAAUAUUUGGAGAUAUCCAACAAACCCCACCUGAUCUUGUCCAGUAGCUCCCAGAGGCCUGUUGUCUACCAGUGGAACAGGAGUCAGAAAGAGUUUGACCGCAGGACUGACAUACCGGAGAUGGAGGACGUCUUCUCUGUCAAACACUUCCGGGUCAAAGGUGAGCUGUUUAUAUGCUUGACAAGAUUCAUCGGGGACUCCAAGGUGAUGCGCUGGGACGGUGCCAUGUUCAAAGAGGUCCAGACAUUUCCUUCCCGCGGCUCCAUGGUGUUCCAGCCUGUCUCCAUCGGCAACUGGCAGUACGCCAUCUUGGGCAGCGAUUAUUCACUGACGCAGGUCUACCAAUGGGACACAGAGAGGGGCCACUUUGUCCCAUCUCAGGAGCUGAAUAUCCAGGCGCCUCGAGCAUUUUCUUUGGUCACCAUUGACGACCGGGUGUUCCUGCUCGCAUCCAGCUUCAAAGGAAAAACUCAGAUUUACGAGCACCUCAUGAUCGAUUUGAGUAAUUAAACCAUUGUCAGUUUGGAACAAAUUAUGUACAAUACCAUUCAAAUACUUUCUUCUGUGAUUGUGUUGUCAGUCCCAUUACAAUCCAUCAGCAAUUCCCACCUACAUUUAAACAAAAGGAUGUCUCAAGCAGAAAUUGAAACGAUCAAAAGAGAUAUUUCAAUGCAGUCCAGGACCGUUAAUGAAGGAGUGGUUGAAACUCUUACAUUUCUUAUUAUCAUUAAGUUUAUUUUAAGACACAAUUUCCAUUACAAAAUAUUCUCCACAUGCCUGUUUGGCAACCUGCUGCAACCACUUUAUUUUGAUAACCUUCUUGUAUUUUUAUCUUGAUUCGUCACUAUUUUAAAAUGCCUUAUUCUCCAUUACAAAAAUUCGACUCAGAGUGCGAACUGACUAUCUUUCAGGAAAAACAAGCUGUAAAUCACUUUUAUUUGUUUUUUCUCAACCCUGCAGGUAUACUACUACAGUUAUUAGACAUACAGUUUAUGUUUUUACAAUUAAACUCCAUAAAGUUUUAUUUCUAUUGUAGGAAUUUGAUAGGAAAGAUUUAGGAGUUUGGUAGUGCUAAAGGUCACGCAAUAAUAUGAAAAUAGGGAAAAAUUCUUGAGGCAGAGAGUCAGUAAAAUCUGGGCUGGGUUGUUAAAUAUCUUGUACAUUUUUUGGAUUGUCCAUUUUCAACAAGUCAAAUUCUAACCCAAGUUUGAUGAUAGCAUAACAGUAGCACCACCGUAGUUAGCAAAGUCAGGGCUAGUUUGUUAUGGUAAGGCCUUGAUCACACCGAUACAUGUCGCUAAAGGUGCAGCCUGUAGCCAAAUGCAUCGGGCAAAACAGUGUGGUGCACCUGUGGAGCUCUCUCACAGUCAACAGCUACAGCAACAAGCUAGCUAGCCUAUUUACCAGCACAUACUCACCCUUAUAUGCAUCUCCAUGCAUGCUUUCGCUAGUUAGUAUUUGAAUAGUGGGGUGACCUUGAAUUAUAUAAUUCAUCGUUGCUAAAAGGGGCUACACGGUGGUGUACUGGUUAGCACUCACAGCAAGAGGAUUGCCGGUUCGCCUCCCGCCUGCGGCUCUUCUGUGUGGAGUUUGCAUGUUCUCCCCGUGUCAGCGUGGGUUCUCACCGGGUACUCAGGCUUCCUCCCACAGUCCAAAAACAUGCACUUAGGUUUAAUUGGUGACUCUAAAUUGUCCGUAGGCAUAAAUGAGAGCGUGAUUGUCUGUAUCUAUAUGUCAGCUCUGCGAUAGUCUGGCGACCUGUCCGGGGUGUACCAAUGUCAGCUGGGAUAGGCUCCAGCCCCCCGCGACCCGAGUGCGGAUAAGGUUAAGGAUAAUGAAUGAAUGAAAUGAAAUGAAUCUUUGCUAUAUACAGCAACCUUUUUUUAAUCUGCAUUUAUUUAUAAAUAUUUAUUUAUUCAUUUAUCUGCAUCAAAACAGGAAGGACAUGGUUAAGUAGUAAAGCCAGCUUUCUGCUUGAUUUGAUUGGAUGCUUGUGCGAAGUGUGACACUGACGAGCAUUGCGACUGUUUUCUGUGCUGAGAAUAUUUCAAUUUUUGCAUCUAAAACAUGCUAAACAUGCAGCGCAAGACAGGAGCCAAGGCUUCUUGCAAAUCGUCUCGGUGUGAGCGAGGCCUUAGAGCUGACCUAAAAAUAUAACAAGCUUCCAACCAAAUGUGGGUAAAAUUUGGACUACUUGUUACGGACUAUUUACAUUCUUCGGGUGCAAUUUGGCAGCUCGUCAACCUGUAUUCCAUCAGAGUUUUGGAAUUAUGUAACACUUAAAGAAUUGACCAUAAGGAAUCCACUAAACACUGUGACACACUGAUACCCUUUUAUGACCAGAGCCGCUUCCCGGCCACUGCCCAAUUGCGACCAGUUCUUAGGUUUUCCACCGCCAAAGAGCUAGCUCCCGGCCGGGAAAACUGGUUCCACAGCGGCACCAGCUCUUUGCUGGGCUUGAACCGCGAACCGCUACGUCAGGGGCUGGGGGCAGCAUUAUCUGACCAACAAGACCAACUUGGCGCCAUUCAGAGAGACCAACUAAAACAUGUAUCAUUCAUUUAUUUGAUUUGUUUAACUGCAAUGUGAUUGAUAUGGGCAAGUUAGCGUGCGAACGUUAGCAGGAGAUUGCUAUCGUGCGAACGUUAGCGUGUGAACGUUAGUGGGCUAGCAUUUACAAAAAAGUCCAACAUUAACAUCCUACGUUCAGUGUUAUAAGAAUGUAUUCUAGUGAUUAAAAUGAGCAGCACAGAUGUGUUGUAGAGACGCGUAGUUUGUCAUUGUUUUUAUACUAGCCGAGAGGGCAGAGACAUGUAUAGAUGUUAACAGUGACGUAAUGACGUGGCUCUAGAGACAAAGCAAACAUGUUCAGAGCUGGUACGGAAAUUGAACCAACUGUGAACCAGAGGAGCACCGGCAGGGAACCGGCUCUGGUCGAAAAAAGGGUAUGAGAGAAACACCUUCUCUACUGUCUACUCUCUGUCCAUCAGUUAAGCAAGACUGCAUGCCUGAUACAGAAACUAAUAGUGUCGAUUCCUGAUGAAUGGAUCACUAGAAGCGUCCCACUGUGUCACCCAGCCCUCCCUCUUUCACUGCACUCUUGCCCCUUUUCUCCCUCAUUGACAAAACCAUUGUUGUCUUUACUCCGCAACUAAAAAAGCCAACCACUGUGCAGCACCUGGUACCUGUGCUUUCACACGGUCCUCUUAUUCUGACACAAAGGAAACAGAAGUCUGAUAUCAACUAACAAUGUCACUGAUUUGCCAAAUAUAAUGUUUACGUUUUUAUGAUACUGUGUAAAGUAAUUUAUAUGAUAUUGCUUUUGUAUGUAGAGGGGACCACACUCAGUGUUUUAUUUUUCAUAGAAAUAGAAUUUAGCGUAGAUAAGGAUCACCUUCUUUAAAGCUGUGUAA
Molecule: messenger RNA, 4922 nt
Organism: Centropristis striata (black sea bass)
Lineage: Eukaryota; Metazoa; Chordata; Actinopteri; Perciformes; Serranidae
Gene: lgi1b
Product: leucine-rich, glioma inactivated 1b
Exons: 10
Coding region: 394-2019 (541 amino acids)
Biological process (GO): myelination
Molecular function (GO): protein binding
Source: RefSeq, a predicted model, not a curated record